CCACAUACAUAGGAAGCGUCACAAUCUCAACGACAGCCACACAGUUCAGCAACGGAACAUGAGAGAGACACGUGGUACACCCACGAUGGCGCUUUCCGUUGCAACAAGUCCUUGAAUCGAAGAAGCAUGAGUUUAUGAAAACAACUUACCUGGUUGUUCCGUUCCUCACAACGAUUGAGUUGUCCCUCCCUUACGCCGAGGAACACACACACAAAAAAAAAAAAAACUUAUCGCAUUGUGAGCAUGAUGGAGGAGAUGGAAGUUUCUCGGCGGGUGGAGUGGUGGCAGAACAUGAUGUACCCAGUACGAAGGGUUUGGUUUGUCGUCGCCACGCGCCUCGGCAUUCGCAAAAAUGGGUUACUGAAGCUAAGGCAUGAUGUGAGGGCAUGUGAAUAUGAGGACAUUCGAGUGAUGUGGGAGAUACUGAACAGAAACGAAUCAGAGUUUGGUCAUUCUUCUAGCUCUAGGAAAGGCAACAACAACAAUAACAACAAGAAGGGGCAUUGCUGGAAGUUGUUGAGGUGGGCAAGGUGUGCUCCAUAUAUGUGCCGCGCCUGAUCAUAAUUGCUGUGUACGUGAGUGAGUCUUUUCUCUUCACAGAACAAAAAUCCAACCUGUGCGUUGAUUUGGUUUUUGCUUCAAUCAUGAAUAAAGAGUUCUGAGUCAGAGGGGUUCGUGUAGAACACGGUUCUCUUUUCCUUUGAAUCAACCAACUCAACCAUAUGUAAAUAUCAACCGCAUGCAUCCACCAAGUCGAUGUGACCAUCUCUUACUCCAUCCAUGUGCUUAAUUAGUGUGGUAUCAAAAUUGUUAUAUGUGUAGUUUGUGCUGUGUUUUAUCAUCAUCUUGGUAUGUUCAACCAGAGGUUCAUGUAUUGCUUUUAGAGAUCCAUGAAUCAUGUCUAUCUCUGGCUUUCUGCUUGGUUUUUGUAUCGGAAACUAUCUGCAUUCAGAAGAAGAAGGCAUAUAAAUAUGUGUAGUUAUUAUAAAUAUUCGGAAUCUCAUGUGCAUCAAAUACUUCAAUAUGCAUAUUAUAUGUUCUUUUUUAAUUA
Molecule: messenger RNA, 1051 nt
Organism: Glycine soja
Lineage: Eukaryota; Viridiplantae; Streptophyta; Magnoliopsida; Fabales; Fabaceae
Exons: 3
Coding region: 244-558 (104 amino acids)
Source: RefSeq, a predicted model, not a curated record